AUGGAAACAAAAUAUCAUGAAUAUGAUGAUGUACAAACAAAAGAUACACCAUCAAAUAAAUAUUCAUUAAAUGAAAAUAGAGGUGACCUUAUAUUUUUAAUUAUGGAAAUCAUUGGUGAAUCAUGUAAUUCAAUCUAUGACUCAUUUACAUUGGAUGCCCCACAAUUUGCAUUUAGAGGUAUUGAUAAAACUUUAUCAAAAGAUGGUGAAAUUGGUAAACUUAUAACGAUAAUUAAAAAUUUGAUAAAAGAACAAUCCUAUUUAUUAAAAUCACCAAUGACAAAUAAUAAUAAUAAUAAUAAUAAUAAUAAUAAUAAUAAUAAUAAUAAUAAUAAUAAUAAUAAUAAUAAUAAUAAUAAUAAUAAUAAUAAUAAUAAUAAUAAUAAUAAUAAUAAUAAUAAUAAUAGUUAUAAUAAUAAUAAUAUCAAUGAUAACAAUAAUAGUAGUAAUAAUAAUAAUAAUAAUUUAGAAUAUAAUACAAAAGGUGGAGAAUAUAUAUCAUCAAAUCAAUCAUCACCUUUAUCAAUUUAUUCAACACCACCAAAUCCAUCAUCUUAUGUAUCAUCACCUUUAAAUCAACCAGCAAAUAACACUGAAGCUUUCCAAAUUAAUGGAAAUGAAUUGGAUGCUGCUCAAAUUAAAAUCAAACAAUUGGAAUUAGAAUUACAAAAAUUUAAAGAAGCAGGUGCUUUAUUCGCCAUGAAUAAAAUUAAUAACUCUUCUGCACCACCUCCACCUCCUAAAGCUUGUGCACCACCACCACCUCCACCACCUCCACCACCCAUUACAGUAGUUAAACAACCAUCAUUCUUAAUGAAAAAAGGUGUUAACAACAACAACAACAACAACAACAACAACAACAGCAGCAACACUAAUGAUAGUAACAAUACAAAUAAUACAAAACCACAACCAACAUUUAAUUUUGCAGAUGUCUUAUUAAAUAGACCUCAAUUAAAGAGAGUUAGUAAAGAUAGAUCUCCAGGUGGUACACCAGCUAAAGAACCAAAGAAUAAAAGUGGAAGUGUAGAAGAUGCACUUCUUAAGGCAAUCGUUAGUAAAUUCAAGCAUGCAAAUUCAUCACCUGUCAAAUCUCAUGAUGAUUCAUCUGAUAGUGACUUUGAAUAA
Molecule: messenger RNA, 1125 nt
Organism: Dictyostelium discoideum AX4
Lineage: Eukaryota; Evosea; Eumycetozoa; Dictyosteliales; Dictyosteliaceae
Exons: 1
Coding region: 1-1125 (374 amino acids)
Source: RefSeq, a predicted model, not a curated record